Molecule: messenger RNA, 1803 nt
Organism: Fukomys damarensis (Damara mole-rat)
Lineage: Eukaryota; Metazoa; Chordata; Mammalia; Rodentia; Bathyergidae
Exons: 5
Coding region: 1-966 (321 amino acids)
Source: RefSeq, a predicted model, not a curated record
AUGCAGCCGGCACCGCUGAACAUGCCUCUUAAUGUCAACGGCUGGCAAACGCGAGAGGGCUUAAAAACAGCGAGAGAAUAUCGUUUUUUGGCUUUCACACUCUCGUCUCUCUCUAUCCUCUCCACCGGUAACUGCCUCUCAGUGAAAGUAACGGGCAAUCUCGCUCCUGCUCUUUCCUUCCCAAGCCUCUUUCCCUCUAACCUGUCUGUUUUCCUUUCAGUCCUUCCUUCCUCCUGUUUCAGCCCCUCAGCCUGUGAUCUCGGCUGGCAGUUUCUGAGCUCCGAGCGCUCGGCUCCUCUGUUUUUGCGCAGCGCCCUCAUUCUGCCAACCAAUCGUCGAGGAGCACCACCCACUGACCGAGUGUUCAUUUGCCAAUCUGGCAGUCAACCAUACACGUCACGCUGCAACCGGGAGGGGCGGGACAAAACCCGCGCCCGGGCUGCCCGGGUGAGUGUGAGUGUGAGAGCGAGAACAGCCCGGCAGGUCCCGAGGCGCUGGCUGGGGACUCUACGUGGAAAGUUCCCAGUCCCCAGCCACAGGCUUUUGCCAGGAGCCUGGCUCUCCCGCCCGGGUUCUCAGCAGCACUGGGCCUUGCAAGUGGCUCCCGAUAUCCCUGCGCCGGGUCUGGCCCAGAGCCACGCAGCGGCCGGGAGCGCGCGCUAUUUUCUGCUUUUUUUCCUGACAUGUGGAGAUUCCUCCCCUCCCCUCCGCGUCCCUCCCCGUGACAGUCUAGGGCUCACGCUUGCCCAGCCGAGGGUCCGCUGGCCUGGCGCGGACCGAGGGGCAGCUGAGAACGCGAGCGCGGGGCUGAGCCGGGUGCACCCCUGCGGGUAUCUGCCAACACGUUGCACAUUUGCCGUGCCCGCGUCCCCCCUCCUGGCCUCCGGCCACGGAUCGGCGUGCACCCCGGCGGAGCCUCCCGAGUCCCGCAGGACGCGCUUGGCCAGCUCCGUGCCCACUGGCUAGGCGCAGCCAGUUCCUGUGAAGUUAAAGCCCAGCGCGAACUCUUCAAGGCCGAGUGUGGAUCGCAUGCCAUUUCUCCAAAGCGAGAUCCAUAAAUCUGCUGGGUGGCAAUGAAAUGUUUCGAGGUCUUCAAGCUGACUCAUCAGAAUCACGGAGCCUUGUGAAUGACGAUGUUUGGUAACGCUCCCCUCAAACGUGGGGCACAGGCGUCUCCUAGCGGCGAAAGCAGCAUAGAGCAAGUCGGAUAAUUUUGCUUUGGAGCGGUCCUCGGGCGGAGUUCGCCUGUUGGGGGCUCUACUGGAUUUCUUGGGUCACCAAAGCCUGUGUCUGCGACAGCGACUCCAGAUCUGGGCUUCCAAAGGUCUCCUUUCUCUGAUUUUUAGUCUCUCUGGAGGGGGCGGCGGCGGCGGCGGCAGCCAGACGGGUAACGGUGGGGUCUUCACAGAAUAGCGCCCAGCCCGGCCUCCCCUGGUACCCUCUGAGAGGCAUUCCACCCAAGGACCAUUGCAAAAGCGUUUUGUUUGGAGCCAAGAUUUAGAUACUGACAUUAACAGCCACGAAUGCCUCCCUUACACAUGAACUGUUAACAUAAACCUAGCCUGUCACCCACAAACCAAAGCACUUUGAAGUAGCCUUUUAAAAAUACUUUUAAAACACAGCAGGUUUACAUUCUCUCUGACUGUGGCGCUCAGUAUAUCCUCCCCACUUGCUUUUUUGUUUGUUUUUGUAUUUUUUUUAAUACUAUCUUCCUCCACCCUUUGACCCCAGAUUUUUAAGAGUUCUUAAUGGUAUGCACACCGACCUUGGCAGUUAGGUAGAUGAAAUAGACAUCUGAAUGAA